AUGGAGCAAGGAGGUGGGGCUUGCCACGCGCGCUCUCCCUCUUGUCUCUCGCCGCGCCGACACUUGAGUCUCUUGUUGCGAGUGCGCGGCCGGUGGGUGAGCAGUGCGCGUGAGGGAGAGGGGACCACGCGGCGAAGGGAAGCUCUCGCGCGUGCUCUUUGCUCUGCGGGCCGGCCAAGCCGAGCACAGCCAUGGCCGAUUACUUGAUCAGCGGCGGCACCGGCUACGUCCCGGACGACGGGCUCACAGCGCAGCAAAUGCUCAACUGCGGGGACGGGCUCACCUACAAUGACUUUCUUAUACUCCCUGGCUACAUAGAUUUCACUGCAGACCAAGUGGACUUGACUUCUGCUUUGACCAAGAAGAUAACCUUGAAGACGCCUUUAGUAUCAUCACCUAUGGACACUGUAACAGAGGCCAGCAUGGCCAUUGCAAUGGCGCUCACAGGCGGAAUUGGAUUUAUCCAUCAUAAUUGUACCCCAGAAUUCCAGGCGAAUGAAGUACGGAAAGUUAAGAAAUACGAACAAGGAUUUAUCACAGAUCCAGUCGUGCUGAGCCCCAAAGAUCGGGUCCGAGACGUUUUUGAAGCCAAAGCCCGCCAUGGCUUCUGUGGCAUCCCCAUCACUGACAAUGGGAAGAUGGGCAGCCGACUCGUGGGGAUUAUCUCAUCCCGAGACAUCGACUUCCUGAAGGAGGAAGAGCAUGACCUGCCUCUCAGUGAGAUCAUGACCAAGCGGGAAGACCUCGUUGUUGCACCUGCAGGAGUUACGUUAAAAGAAGCCAAUGAAAUUUUGCAGAGGAGUAAAAAAGGCAAACUACCAAUUGUUAACGAGAAGGAUGAGCUGGUGGCCAUAAUUGCCCGCACAGAUCUGAAGAAGAACCGGGAUUACCCACUGGCAUCCAAAGAUGCCAAAAAACAGCUGCUCUGUGGGGCGGCCAUUGGGACUCAUGAAGAUGACAAAUACCGUCUUGAUCUCCUGGUGCAAGCGGGUGUGGAUGUCGUUGUGCUGGAUUCCUCUCAAGGGAAUUCCAUUUUCCAGAUCAACAUGAUCAAAUAUAUCAAGGAGAAAUACUCUGAACUGCAGGUCAUUGGAGGCAAUGUGGUGACAGCAGCUCAGGCAAAGAACUUGAUCGAUGCUGGGGCUGAUGCCCUGAGAGUUGGCAUGGGCAGCGGCUCCAUCUGCAUCACGCAAGAAGCUGCUCCAAAGAUCCCUCCAGACCUAAAGUCCCACAGCCCCAAAUGCCCUUCCACAGUCACUGGCACCUAUAUCUUAGCAUGCGGGAGGCCUCAGGCCACAGCCGUGUACAAAGUGUCCGAGUACGCCCGGAGGUUUGGUGUGCCGGUGAUCGCAGAUGGCGGCAUCCAGACUGUCGGGCACAUUGCCAAGGCUCUUGCACUUGGCGCUUCCACAGUGAUGAUGGGCUCCCUUCUGGCUGCCACCACAGAAGCCCCUGGGGAGUAUUUCUUUUCCGAUGGGAUCAGGCUGAAGAAAUACCGGGGUAUGGGAUCGCUUGAUGCCAUGGACAAGAACCUAGGCAGCCAGAACAGAUACUUCAGUGAGACUGAUAAAAUUAAAGUGGCACAGGGCGUCUCUGGUGCCGUUCAGGACAAGGGCUCCAUCCACAAGUUUGUGCCAUACCUGAUUGCUGGUAUCCAGCACUCCUGCCAAGAUAUCGGUGCCAAGAGUGUAACGCAAGUGAGGGCCAUGAUGUAUUCUGGAGAACUGAAGUUUGAAAAGAGGACGACUUCUGCCCAAGUGGAAGGAGGAGUGCAUGGCCUCCACUCGUAAGUUCUGUGUGCAGGGUUGGCCAGACGGUGCAUUACCUGCCAUUGGUAUGAAAAGCGCCUUUUCUGAUGAAGGUCCCCAGCACCUUUCCAGGGCCUCUUUGCCCUGAUGUGCCUGUGCGGUCAUGUCCAUGAACUGUUCCCUUCACAGAAGUGCCAUUUUGCAGAAGGGGUGGAGCUUCCUGUAGCUCUCCCUGGUUCAUCAGCUGCUUUGACCAAGGCUGAGGAGAAUGCAUCAGCCUCUUCCAGAGGAAGUCCUCUUAUUUGAACGAGGCUCUCAAGAGGGGCCCUAUAUGUGUAUGUUGUGUUUUACAAUAAAACAGAGGAGAGAAGGUCA
This is a messenger RNA of Hemicordylus capensis (graceful crag lizard), 2123 nucleotides long. RefSeq names its product inosine monophosphate dehydrogenase 2 (gene IMPDH2). Gene Ontology annotation, cellular component: cytoplasm. The transcript has 15 exons. Gene Ontology annotation, molecular function: IMP dehydrogenase activity. The record is from RefSeq and is a predicted model, not a curated record. Lineage: Eukaryota; Metazoa; Chordata; Lepidosauria; Squamata; Cordylidae. The coding region runs from base 192 to 1790 and encodes 532 amino acids. Gene Ontology annotation, biological process: GTP biosynthetic process.